This is a messenger RNA of Cryptomeria japonica (Japanese cedar), 4333 nucleotides long. Its product is annotated as secreted RxLR effector protein 161. Bases 247 to 915 code for a protein of 222 amino acids. The record is from RefSeq and is a predicted model, not a curated record. Lineage: Eukaryota; Viridiplantae; Streptophyta; Pinopsida; Cupressales; Cupressaceae. The transcript is spliced from 2 exons.
UUUUCUUUUCCUCCCGCUCAACUCAUCUGUUCGCUUUUGCUCCUACCAACAUGCAAUUUUCAAUGGUGGAAAGGAUUAUGGUACUUCAUUCAAGGAUCCUUCUUAUGCUUCAUUCAAGGGCUCCUUCAUAGAGCGGCAAGAGUCGAUCGAGAAUAAAUGGGAGAGGUCGGUUUGUGAAGGAAAGGGAGGUCAUGCUGCAGGACUCGAGCGGAUCCAUCCGAGUACCGACAGUUGAUUGGAUCAUUGAUGUAUCUAGUUAACACUAGACCGGACAUAUGUUUUGCUGUAAAUGCUCUCAGCCAGUUCAUGAGCUUGCCCAAGCAUGUUCACCUUGUUGCAGCCAAGCAUAUCCUAAGAUACUUGCGAGGCACAGUUGGUUUUGGGCUGAAGUAUCCACUUAACACUCCAAUAACCUUGGAAGGUUAUUUUGAUGCAGAGUGGGCUGGAAGCGUCAAAGACAGGAAAAGCACCUCUGGUAUUUGCUUUAGCUUGGGUUCUGCAGUGAUCUCUUGGGCUUGCAGAAAACAAUCCUCAGUGGCAUUGAGUACUGCUGAAGCUGAGUAUAUUGCAGCAAGUGUAGCAUCCAGAGAAGCAGUAUGGCUUCGUAAGCUUCUUGCUGGGUUGUUUGGUCAGCCAUGGGAUCCUACAGUUAUUCACUGUGAUAAUCAGAGUUGUAUUAAAAUGUCUAUCAAUCCAGUGUUUCAUGACAGGUCAAAACAUGUGGAAACCCAUUAUCAUUUUAUUCGGGACAUGGUGCAAAGAGGAGCUAUUCAGCUGAAGUAUGUCAGCACUAAUGAGCAGGUUGCAGAUAUCCUCACCAAGCCUCUAUCCAAAGUGAAGUUUGUGUACUUCAGGGAUAGACUUGGUAUUGUGGAAAAUGAAACUCCGAUUGAGAGGGAGUCUCAAUUUCAGUGAUAUUUUGUAUUGUAUAAAACCAUCCUCUGCGGGCAAUGUAAGAUGGUGUUGUAAAUGUUAACCACCCUUUGCGGGCAAUGUAAGGUGGUAUUGUAAACUUCUCAGGGAGAAGUGUAAUUAUUAACCAUCCUCUGCGGGCAAUGUAAGAUGGUAUUGUAAAUAUUAAACCACCCUCUGCGGGCAAUGUAAGGUGGUAUUGUAAACUUCUCAGGGAGAAGUAUAAUAUUAACCAUCCUCUGCGGGCAAUGUAAGAUGGUAUUGUAAAAGGAAGUGUAAAUUGUUAAACCAUCCUCUGCGGGCAAUGUAAGAUGGUAUUGUAACCUUGACCAUCCUCUGCGGGCAAUGUAAGAUGGUAGUAAAGGAUCCUCUCCACCCUCUGUGAGCAAUGCAAGGUGGAUCCAGUCUAUGCUUGUGUGCAAGCUGGAAGAUUAUGAUUAUGAUUCUAUUCCCUAAUUAAGAGGGAGUGUUGUUUGUAAUUAGGGCUGGCGGAUUCCAAUUGCCUUGGGCAACAUUGGAAUCCGGCCCCCCCACCCCCCCCUUCUUUAUAGGGCCAGGCCCAAUACCUCUCGGCCCUCAACUAAAUAAACCUCCACGCUUCACUCAACUCACAUGCCUCCUUGAUAGGGUCGGCUCCAUCAAUUAAAAGGAAAUUAAUACUUAAUUGUUUAAUGGUAAGGAGGCCGACAUGGUUGAGAAGUUAUAUGUCCCCUAUAAAUGCAGCGCAUACUUCUCAUUAUCAAAUCAAGUUUUUAGCUGAUGACAUUAUAUUCUGAAAAGAGUGAAUUGAUACAAAGGCAUUUGGGAAUAGCAAACAGUAGACAGCGAACUCCACAAGAGGCAGCAGACCGAGAGGAAGAAGAUCCAAAUUGGAGAGCGAACUAGAUCAAUCAGUUGCAGAUCCCAAACAGUAGACAGCGAACUAGGAAGAAGAUCCAAAUUGGAGAGCGAACUAGAUCAAACAGUAGCAGAUCCCAAACAGUAGACAGCGAACUCCACAAGAGGCAGCAAUCCAUCUCCAAAGCAUAGAAGACUUCUUUAAUGAACUGUGAUUAGAUGAGGAGGACUGCAAGCUGAUUGAAGAGUAUUUCAUCUCUUUCACAUAGUGACUGCAACUCCAGAUAAGUGUGUAAUGUUCAGUUGUAUUCUAAAUCAUAAAUCAGAUCUGAGGAUCCUUUGGCUGGGUUUGUCCUCUUAGGAGGUUUUCCCAGGGUAACUGUGCAUUGUCCUUAGCAUUUCAUUUCUCUUAUUAUGCUUAAAAGUACAGAAAACUAUAAAUUAAUUAACCUAAUUCUAAAUUUCUGAGUUUUAUUCAAUCUGAAAGUACCAAAAAAAUAACAUGUAUAACCCUAUUCUUUUGUUGUAUUGGAUUGUCACUAUCCAUUUGUAGGAGCAAGGCCAAAGAUUGUUGGAUGUAGCUUCUUUCUGACUCAUAAUAGUAUUGCCAAUAUUGUGUUAUGAUGUUGUACAUAUUGUCCCCUGUGCUUUGAUUGCACUUUGACAGUCUAUCAUCGUGGAGAUUAAUGACUGUCAAAUUGGCUUUACUCAGACAAAUGUUUCUCUUGAAUGCUUUCUUGGUCUUAUACCUAGGACUAUUACGAAUUCUUUUGGGUGACUGAGACUUUUGUAUUCACUGUUCAUGGACUUGUAUUUUAUCUAACCUAGAAAUUUUCUAAAAUAAGCAUAGUUUGUAUCAUAGGCUGAGAACAAACUACAUGUUAAACUUUUGUAUUCGUUGUUCAUGGAAUGUAGCAUUUAUUUUGAUGGUACUAUAGCAUGACUGUUGCACUUCUUUCAUGAAGCUUAUUCAUUGUGUUAGAUUGCAAUCCUUGGAUGGCUCUCAUGAAGUAACUUUCCUUUGAAGGCUCUUCACAACCCUUAUGCUAGCUUAGUAGUAUGACUGUCAUACUUAGCAAUUGACCCAGUUCACUGUAUCCUCUUCAAAAUUCCAUGAAUGAUCAUUGUUUGCUGCUCUUAUAUGGUCUGAGACUGCUCUUGAAUGAUAAAUGUUGCUUUGAAUAUUUCAUCAUAGUAAUCCCAUUAUUGUCUAUCAAGCUCUUGGACACUUGAUAUUGAUUUGUAUUUAGGUUGCUAACACCAUAAAACUCUUACUCCUUACUGCCUUUGUUGACCUUUAUACUAUCAAAACUCAAACACUGUCAUCACUAUAUCUUUCAAGACUGCUUUUUGUGUGCUAUCUUAAUAGUGAGGUCUAUGACCAUCACCAUUCUCUUUAAUACUGUCUCUUCACUAUUCUGUUGUCAAUGGUUGGGUCUGCCCUUUUGAUGCUUGCUAUGACUAUUUUUAUGACAGUUAGUAAUGACUGUAACUGCCCCCAAAAAUGACUACUCUAUCUAAUAAAUAGUUUCUCCUUAUAUGUGUUUGAUCUUUGAAGAUCAUUUCUCAUCAUUGGAAGUAUUGGUGCCUAUAGUUUUAUGAUGGUAUUGUACAUGAUUCUGACCCUUUGUUGAAUCCUAUGUCAUGACUGUCACAAAAUAUUGUAUUCAUAGUGCCUAAAUUUGCUUUGUUAAUGGAGACUCUUCAAACAUCUUAGGCGACUUCUAUCAACUGUAUAUUUGUUAGCCUUGCAACCUCUUUUACUAUGAACUCAAACUAUGUCUCUUAUCACAUACAUGAACACACUCAUAGACUGUCCUUAAAGAUAUUUUCACUAUGCCUAGUUUGUUCACACAAGCUGGUCUUGUAAUCAUUUGAUGCCUCAUGGCUGAAGAUGCACUUAUUUUCUGAAUUUCUAGUAGCAUUGUUCAUGAACUCCAAUUUAGACUGUGGCUUCCUUAUUCAUUGUCCAUUUCCCUUGUGAUUAUGAUCAUUCACUGUAUUUGGGGUGCGAUGAUUGUGUAUGAUGCUUUUGGAAGGCUGUCUCAGACCCUAGGCACUGUCAAGCUGCAUUAUACUUGUGUUAUGCCUUUAUUUAAUCACUAUUUUGAGCUUCAUGAUUGUAGUAAUGGACAAACUAUUUUGAGCUUCACUUAUCUUUGAUUGUGUGUUGCAUUCUCCUAACUAUGUGAACAAUCAAUGUAACUGAGAUUGCUCUCAAUGCUUCUGUGCAUGAUAUUAACCAUUGUGUGUGUACUUGUAUUUUGAUGAUGAAGCUUUGAUUUGCUAGGCUUUUGAUCUGCUCUGUCCAUGACUAUUUAGCCUGCUAUUUUUGUGAUUUGUGGCUGAUCCUAAAGGGUAAUAACAAUUUGUUAGCUACUCUAAUACAGUGAUGAGUUUUCAUUGUUCUGAAUAAGGGCUAGGACUGCUUUGAAAUAUCUUGCUUAUCAGACCUAUACCUUUUCAUUCUUCACUAUGCAUGGAUGUCCUCUAUUUAACAGUGACUGUAUCUAUUUAACAUCACCAACUAAAUCAAAGCAUAUACUAACCAUGGAAUAUGGCUUGGAUGUGUCUGACUCUAAUG